This is a messenger RNA of Saxophila tyrrhenica, 1512 nucleotides long. RefSeq lists its product as uncharacterized. The record is from RefSeq and is a predicted model, not a curated record. Lineage: Eukaryota; Fungi; Ascomycota; Dothideomycetes; Mycosphaerellales; Extremaceae. Bases 1 to 1512 code for a protein of 503 amino acids. The transcript is spliced from 2 exons.
AUGUGCGUUCGCCGAGAACGGAGCAAUGCGCAUGUCGCCUUCGUGCGGAGAACAACGACCACGAACAUUGGACCGUGGAUACCUCGGGCCCAUGAAGACUUGCACUCUUCAAUCAAUGGAGACAAAGGCUCGCCAACACACUGGGCUGUCAUCGACCGUAUCCAAGCACAACUCGAACAACUCGGCCUCGAAAUCCAGUGUGACGACCUCAAGUUCACAUACUACGAUGGCCCUCUCUCCGAACCCAGUAUCCACAUCAACGGCGAAAGCGUACCGGUUACCUCUUACUCAAAGUAUUCCGGUUUCACGGAUGCAGACGGCGUCAGUGGUCAACUCGUUGAUCUCACCACCUCAUCUCUAACACAGAUGCCCGACUGGAAGAAAGCCAGCGGUAAUAUUGCUCUGACCAAUAUCACGAACCUGGCGUACGAUCUACCAGAUCUGCUUCCUGUAUGGCCUGGCUCGCCGCCGUGGGAGGUGCAAUACGGCAGUCCGGAGGUAAAUGCAGAAGUGCUUGUGCACAACCUGACUGUCGCCGCGGACGCAGGUGUCAAAGCUGUAAUCUAUGCCUGGCAGAACGCUUCCACUGGCUUGGUUGAGGGACAAUGGGUUCCAUUCCACAACCUCUACCAGGGCGUUCCUACGCUCUUCGUCCAAGGCGAAUACGGCGGCCUCGAGAAGCUCCAGCAAGCUACCAGCGACGGCGCCGAAGCGCAAGUAACGCUCGAAGCCCAGAUGCAACCCGGUCGAACAGCUCGCACGCUUUGGACAGUUAUCCCCGGCACAGACCUCAAGAACGAAUCCGUAAUUUUAAACACGCACACCGACGGGACCAACCUCAUCGAAGAAAACGGGUACAUCGCCCUCCUAGCCUACGCCGCCGAACUCGUCGCCAAUCCGCCUCGACGCACAACUGUUCUUCUGUUCGUAGGCCAGCACAUGCACUUCGAAGCCUUUGCGCAAGCGCCCCAGCGCGCGACGAGUCGAUGGCUCAACCAGCAUCCAGAGUACUGGGCCGGUGAGGGGCAGAGACAUGCUUUCGGGUAUGGGGGGCAGUUGAAGGGGGUUGUGGGGUCUUGUGUUGAGCAUUUGGGGGCUGUGCAUUGGGACGAGUCGGUUGAAGAUGAUCGAUGGUUUGCUACGGAGCAGAUGGAGCCAGAGCUGCUCUAUGCUUCGACGCCUGAGCUGAACCGGCUGUUGAGGGAGCAGUGGGUGGGUGCUGAGCCGAAUGUGACAAGGGUGUCGAAUCCGGUUGACUCCGAAGGUCCCCAGGCUGGGGAGGGCUAUCCGUUCUAUCUCGUCGCCAUACCUAAUAUUAGCCUUGUCACCAACCCAAGCUAUCUGCUCAAGAUCUGGCCGCACAGCUUCGACGAAAAGCGCCUGAUGGACUUGCAUGCCACACGACGACAGAUUGACAGCUUCUUCCGGGUGUGGAAGGGCAUGGACAUGAUGAGCGCUGAAGAGAUGGGCGUGCAGAGUUCAAAUGGAACACAGCAGGCGUUGCAUGUUUGA